Molecule: messenger RNA, 2910 nt
Organism: Olea europaea var. sylvestris
Lineage: Eukaryota; Viridiplantae; Streptophyta; Magnoliopsida; Lamiales; Oleaceae
Exons: 13
Coding region: 1-2910 (969 amino acids)
Molecular function (GO): nucleic acid binding
Source: RefSeq, a predicted model, not a curated record
AUGAGUCAAUCACUUUCUGUACUUGCGUACUUUGACGGAAGUAAUUAUGCUUACUGGAAGAAACCUCCCUCCACUAUCGUAUCAGGAACUGUUACCCUUACUGAUAGAUCACUGUGGACUAAGGAUGAGAUAGCUGAGUGUAAUUGGAAUAGCAAGGGACUUCAUGCCUUGUUUAUGGCCGUGUCUUCCGAAGAUUUUAGGAGAGUGUCAAUGUGCGAAACUGCUAAAGAGGUGUGGGAUAUUCUUGAAACUACACAUGAGGGAACUAAAACGGCAAAGAACUCGAAAUUACAAAUGCUAGCUUCUAGAAAGUCUAUUGCUUUAAAAUCCAUCAAAGAGGAUGAAUCUUCCGAUACUGAGUCUCUGAGGGACGAUGAAAUCGUUUACUUUGUGAAGAAAUUUCAAAAGGCUCUCAAGAAUAGGAGAAAGCCUCAGGAUAGAAAAAGUGGAGUCCCUAGCAGAUUCUCAAAAGAAAAAACUGAAAGGUUUAACAAUAAAAGUUCUAGUGAUAAACCACGUUUGGUUAGUGAUAGGCAAGAGUCAUCUAGUAGUGAAGAUGAAGGGAACUAUAUGGCAUUUGUGUCGACUAUUAAGAGUGAAUCUGAUAAGGAGAGUGACAAGGUUCAGGAAGAACUUCACAACAAUAAUUCUAGUAAUGAGGAUGAGGAUGACAUAGACAUACAUGAGGCCUAUCAACUCUUAGAAAAAGAGAGACAUGCUAGUAAUCUCCAGAAUUCACUUAAGAGUGUCAGUGAGUUAAAAUGUGUCAAUGAGAAGUUGGAAGACAAGGUUAAGACAUUAACUAGUGAAUUGGAGAAAUCUAAUGCUCAUCUUCAGACUUUCAUAAGUGGAACUAAGAAAUUGGAUGAUAUUUUGGGAAUGAAUAAGCCUACGGGAGAUAGGAAGUCUAACGCUGUCAACAGUCCAAAUAAGGGUAAGAAUGUUUUGAGGGAACAAAGUCAUCAAUCACGUAGAAAUUUUAUGCCCAAACACCCACAGACACGUACCUUUGAGCCUAGGUUCAUUCCCACCUGUCACCACUGUGGAGCUCUAGGACACACUAGACCUAGAUGUUAUAAGUUAGGCAAUGAGCGUAGAAAUCAGAAUAUUCCAAGUCAGGUCAGUUUUCUGACUAAUCAGGUUAGUCAUUUGACUGAGAUGCUUACUAGGCUGACUAGGAGAACCACGUCAUCUAAGAAAGUUUGGGUUAAAAAGGAGGAUCUACUCGGACUUUCAGGUCAGGUAAAUUGCUAUGUUGCUCAUGUUGCAUUAAAAGCCCAAGAUUUCAAUAUGUGGUACCUUGAUAGUGCUUGUUCUAGGCAUAUGUGUGGUAACAAGGCUUUAUUCACUACUCUUGAUGAAUGUUUAAAGUCGAACUUGUUAAGUAUUAGUCAGAUUUGUGAUGUUGAUUUUGAGGUUAGCUUUGUGGAAAAGAGAUGUACUGUGUAUGAUUCAUUCGGUGGGGUGGUCCUUGAAGGGGUUAGAACGUCUGAUAGCUGUUAUGGAGUCCUACCUAAUUCUAACCAUGUGUGUAGGAGUGCAAAAAUUGAUGUGAGUGAACUCUGGCAUAAAAGAUUGGGUCAUUUAAACUAUAAGAGUCUAGUACAACUGGCUAAAAAGGAGUUGGUAAAUGGUUUGCCUAAAAUAGGUCCUAGUGAAAAUGUUGUAUGUAGACCAUGUCAACUGGAUAAUUUCUUGAGGUUCACAUGGGUAGAAUUGCUUAGGGAAAAAUCUGAUGCGUGUGACCUUAUAAAAUCUUUGUGUAAACGGCUUAGUAAUGAACUCAAUCACAAAGUGUCCAGAAUGCGAAGUGAUCAUGGAAAAGAGUUUGAAAAUUUCAAUCUUGAGAGCUUCUGCAUGGGUGAAGGGAUACUACAUGAGUUCUAUUCCCCUAUCACUCCUCAAAAUGGGGGGCUAGCCUUACAUUUUUGGGGAGAAGCUGUUAAUACUGCAUGCCACAUAAUCAAUAGAGUCUACCUUAGACCCAAAACCGAUCAGACUCCAUAUGAGAUUCUAAACGGUAAAAAGCCUACUGUCAAAUACUUUCGUGUGUUUGGGAGUCUAGUGAUCCUACUGAACCGCUUGUGCCUGAAUCAUCUCUUAAAAUUCCUGAAACUCCUGAAAAGGAAACAAGACACAAUCCCUAAGGAACCAUCAACUAGGGUCAAGUCUAAUCAUCCUAAGGAUAAUAUCAUUGGGGAUUUGGAUGAAGGUAUGAGGUUUCGUAAGAGAGUACUGUACAAUCUAGCAUAUACUAGCUAUGUUUCACAGGUAGAGCCUAAGAAAGUCGAAGAGGCCCUUAGUGAUGAGUGUUGGGUGAAUGCAAUGCAUGAGGAACUCAAUCAAUUUGCAAGAAACAAUGUGUGGAUCUUAGUACCCAGACCUGAGAAUUGUAACGUUAUUGGGUUCAAGCUACAUCAAAUGGACAUUAAGACUGCCUUCUUGAAUGGACUUCUUCAAGAAAAAGUCUAUGUGGAACAACGAAAAGGAUUUGUUGAUCCAAAGUUUCCCCACUAUGUCUACAAACUCCACAAAGCACUCUAUGGUUUGAAACAAGCUCCUAGAGCUUGGUAUGAGAGACUUACGUCAUUCUUGAGGAACAUGUCUCUAGCAUAUGAGUUUGCCGAGUGUUUGAAGCAAGAAUUUGAGAUGAGUAUGGUUGGUGAGUUGAGUUAUUUCCUUGGACUUCAGGUGAAACAGACUGAGGAUGGCUUGUUUAUUUCACAGUCUAAGUAUGCAAAGAAUCUAGUUAAGCGGUUUGGAUAUGUGAGUGGUACUGUUGAUCUAGGGAUUUUCUAUUCUAGAAAUUCUAAUCUUGAUUUGGCUGGCUACUCCGACGCCGAUUGGGCGGGAAUGCAGAUGAUAGAAAAAGUACUUUUGGGAGCUGUUUCUACAUGGGUGGCAGUCUAG